This is a messenger RNA of Neolamprologus brichardi, 1652 nucleotides long. The record is from RefSeq and is a predicted model, not a curated record. Lineage: Eukaryota; Metazoa; Chordata; Actinopteri; Cichliformes; Cichlidae.
UCAUUGCUUAGGAAGAAACGGGAAGAUGUCUCUGACGAGCUUUUUACCGGCGCCGACCCAGCUGUCCCAAGAUCAGUUGGAGGCAGAGGAGAAGCUCCGGGCCCAGAAGUCCUACUCUACCGCCCUGGUUGCAUCCCGUAGAGAGCCCCCUCCUUAUGGACACAGAAAAGGCUGGAUACCUCGCUCACUCGAGGACUUUGGAGAUGGAGGUGCUUUCCCAGAGAUCCAUGUGGCUCAGUUUCCUCUGGAGAUGGGUAGAAAGAAGAAGACAUCAAAUGCCCUGGCAGUACAAGUGGACGCAGAAGGAAAGAUUAAAUAUGAUGCCAUUGCAAGACAAGGACAGGGAAAGGAUAAGGUGAUCUUCAGUAAAUACACAGACCUGCUUCCAAAGGAAGUUCUCAAUGAAGAUGCUCCAGGACUACAGAAGCCAGAUGAGGAGGCUAUACAAGAGCUCACAGAGAAGACCCGUGCAGCCCUGGAGAAGCAGGUGUCUCAAAAAAUCGCUGCUGCCAUGCCUGUAAGAGCCGCAGACAAACAAGCUCCUGCACAGUACAUCAGGUACACCCCGUCCCAACAGGGAGUGGCAUUUAAUUCAGGGGCCAAACAGAGGGUGAUCCGCAUGGUGGAAAUGCAGAAAGACCCCAUGGAACCUCCACGGUUUAAAAUCAACAAGAAGAUUCCUCGCGGACCGCCUUCUCCCCCUGCCCCUGUGAUGCAUUCUCCAAGCAGAAAGAUGACGGUCAAGGAGCAGCAAGAGUGGAAGAUUCCACCGUGCAUCUCCAACUGGAAGAACGCUAAGGGCUACACCAUCCCACUCGACAAACGUCUGGCUGCUGAUGGGAGGGGUCUUCAAACGGUUCACAUCAAUGAAAACUUUGCCAAGCUGGCUGAGGCCCUCUAUAUUGCUGAUAGAAAGGCCAGAGAGGCCGUGGAGAUGCGAGCUCAGGUAGAGAAGAAGAUGGCUCAGAAGGAGAAGGAAAAGAAGGAGGAGAAGCUGAGGGAGCUGGCCCAAAUGGCUCGAGAUCGCAGGGCAGGGAUCAAAAGUCACGGUGACAAAGGUGGCGAGGACAGCGAGGCCAGGGAGCGUGACGAGAUCCGCCACGACAGAAGGAAAGAGAGGCAGCACGACAGGAACAUUUCCAGAGCUGCUCCCGAUAAGAGGUCGAAGCUGCAGAGAGAUCAGGACAGGGACGUCAGCGAGCUCAUCGCUCUGGGCAAGCCCAACCCUCGAUCCUCCAGCGAGGCGCAAUAUGACCAGAGACUCUUCAAUCAGAGCAAGGGUAUGGACAGCGGCUUUGCUGGUGGUGAAGAUGAGACGUACAACGUGUAUGACCAGCCUUUCCGCAGUGGCAGAGAUAUGGCCUCCAACAUCUACAGGCCCAGCAAGAAUAUAGACAAAGAUGCUUACGCAGAUGAUUUGGACUCNNUCCUGUCCACUUUCAGGUUUGCCCCAGACAAAGAGUUCUCAGGCGCCGACCACGGGCAGAGGCGCGAAGGACCCGUUCAGUUUGAGGAGGAUCCCUUCGGUCUGGAUAAAUUUUUGGAGCAAGCCAAGCAGCACGGCGGCUCUAAGAGGCCAUCCACUAGCAACCGCUCCAAGGAUGACUACCACGACAAGAAGCGCAGGAAGGAGUGAGAGCAGCUCGGUGCAC